AUGACCUCCCAUUAUGCGCACCAACCUGUGCCGGCCACCGAUGUGUUCAAGCCAGACAUUUUCCGUGGAAAGGUGGUGCUUGUUACAGGAGGGGGCUCUGGUAUUUGCUACAAGAUCACCGAGACGCUCAUGCGCUUCGGCUGUAAGGCAGCGAUCGUGGGCCGGAAGGCGGACCGGUUGCAGGAGGCAGCACAGCAGCUGUCGCGCGAUACCGGCUCGCAGGCGAUAUCUCUGCCUGGCGACGUGCGCCAGUACGUGGCGAUGCAGCAGAUCGUCAAGAAGACCAUCGACCAGUUCGGCCAUAUCGACUUUGUGAUUUGCGGAGCGGCUGGCAAUUUCAUGUCGCCUCUGCAGGGCCUGUCAUCGAAUGCUUUCCGCGCCAUUCUGGAGAUUGAUUUGCUCGGUACAUUUAACACGGUUCGCGCCACGAUGGACGAAAUAAAGCGCACUCACGGCUCAUACUUGCACAUUUCAGCUACGCUGCACUACUCUGGUUUGCCAUGGCAGGGUGCGGCGUCGUCGGCCAAAGCAGGUGUAGAUGCUCUCUCGAAUGUGGUGGCAGUGGAGCUCGGGCCUUUUGGCGUGCGUAGUAAUUGCAUUGCCCCUGGUCUGAUUGCCGGUACGGAAGGCGCGAGUCGUCUCUUGCCACAGGGCUCAGAAGAGCUGGCUCGCUCGCUGAUCCCAUGUCAGCGAGUCGGUGAACGCACAGACAUUGCUAAUGCAGCCGUUUUCCUGUUCAGCGACGCGGCCAACUGGAUCACAGGCCAGGUGAUUGUGGUGGAUGGUGGCCACAUGCACUUCCGCAGUGCCUGGCUGCCAUACCCCGACAGCAUGCUCGACCCACGCUCCUUCAAGGAUCUGUUUCCGGGUCUGCGUCUCUAG
Molecule: messenger RNA, 882 nt
Organism: Malassezia restricta
Lineage: Eukaryota; Fungi; Basidiomycota; Malasseziomycetes; Malasseziales; Malasseziaceae
Product: peroxisomal 2,4-dienoyl-CoA reductase
Exons: 1
Coding region: 1-882 (293 amino acids)
Biological process (GO): fatty acid catabolic process
Molecular function (GO): 2,4-dienoyl-CoA reductase (NADPH) activity
Source: RefSeq, a predicted model, not a curated record